ACGCGUUCCCCCGGGCCGAGCUCGCUGCGAAGGACGCCGCGAUGUAUGUCUGAUCGUGACCUGAGGGGCAGUCAGGGUAGCAGCAAAGAAGGCGAGGCGGCUGAGAGUCCCGCACGACGUCCCCUCACUCAGUCUAAAGGCAGUUUGGGUUUCGGCUCAGAGAGAACCAGGCUCGCGCUUUUCCUCGAAAGCCGUUGCCCUGCCCUUGGCUUCCGAGGACAAAGACCACCUCAAACAGGCACGCUGGGAGCGCUGGGGCCGGCCAUGGUUUUGGAAGUGGGCUCCCUGGACGCCGGAGGCUUGCGGACGCUGCUGCGAGAGCGCGCAGCACAGUGCCUGCUGCUGGACUGUCGCUCCUUCUUUGCUUUCAACGCCGGCCACAUCGCCGGCUCGGUCAACGUGCGCUUCAGCACCAUCGUGCGGCGCCGGGCCAAGGGCGCCAUGGGCCUGGAGCACAUUGUGCCCAACGCCGAGCUCCGCGGCCGCCUGCUGGCCGGCGCCUACCACGCCGUGGUGCUGCUGGACGAGCGCAGCGCCUCCCUGGACGGCGCCAAGCGCGACAGCACCCUGGCCCUGGCCGCUGGCGCGCUCUGCCGAGAGGCGCGCGCCGCGCAAGUCUUCUUCCUCAAAGGAGGAUAUGAAGCUUUUUCGGCUUCCUGCCCAGAGCUGUGCAGCAAACAGUCGACCCCCAUGGGGCUCAGCCUUCCCCUGAGUACUAGCGUCCCUGACAGCGCUGAAUCAGGGUGCAGUUCUUGCAGCACCCCGCUCUAUGAUCAGGGUGGCCCUGUGGAGAUCCUGCCGUUUCUGUACCUGGGUAGUGCCUAUCAUGCUUCCCGAAAAGACAUGCUGGACGCCUUGGGCAUCACCGCCUUGAUCAACGUCUCAGCCAACUGUCCCAACCAUUUUGAGGGUCACUACCAGUACAAGAGCAUCCCCGUGGAAGACAAUCACAAGGCGGACAUCAGCUCCUGGUUCAACGAGGCCAUUGACUUCAUAGACUCCAUCAAGAACGCUGGAGGACGGGUGUUCGUCCACUGCCAGGCAGGCAUUUCCCGAUCGGCCACCAUCUGCCUUGCUUACCUCAUGAGGACUAACCGAGUCAAGCUGGAUGAGGCCUUUGAGUUUGUGAAGCAGAGGAGAAGCAUCAUUUCCCCCAACUUCAGCUUCAUGGGCCAGCUGCUGCAGUUUGAGUCCCAGGUCCUGGCCCCACACUGCUCAGCAGAGGCUGGGAGCCCAGCCAUGGCUGUGCUGGACCGCAGCACCUCCACUACCACCGUCUUCAACUUCCCUGUCUCCAUCCCCGUCCACUCCACGAACAGUGCAUUGAGCUACCUUCAGAGCCCCAUCACGACCUCUCCCAGCUGCUGAAAAGCCACGGGAGGUGAUCUCCACAACCUUCUUGGGACUCCAGGCUCCUUGAGGAGAAAUGCAAUAACUCUGAGGAGGGGGCUCGUGAGGGCUGGUCCUUAUUUAUUUAAUUUCACCCCCGAGUUCCACUGGGUUCCUAAGCAGUCAUAGUGAUGAUGUAGCAUCAAGAUGUUUGCUGAACUCAGCACAUUCAGGACCAAUCUGUAGUGGGUACAUCAAGUCCCUCUGACAAAAAGGGGCCGAAGAGAAAGGACUCGGUUAAUGAGGCAAUUUCUUUUUGCUUGCUCCUGUUUUUUUGUAGGAAUUCUUCAUGCUUGACAUACCUACCAGUAUUACCAUUCCUGACGACACAUACCUAUGAGAAUAUACCUUAUUUAUUUUUGUGCAGGUGGUCCACCUUCACAAACGUCCGCGUCUACUCCUAGAAGAACCAAAUACCUCAAUUUUUGUGUUUGAGUACUGUAAUAUCCUGUAAAUAUAUCCUAAGCAGGUUUCUGUUUGGCACUGAUGGGAAGCACCAGUGUUGUCAUUGUUUUUUAGUUGCCAGCAGUUGUAUGUCUGAUUAUUUAUGAACUGAAAUAAUAUAUUUCUUUUAAGAAGACAUUUUGUUACAUAAGGAGGACUUUUUUUUUAUACCACAGAAUAAAUUAUGGCAUUUCUAUUGAAA
Messenger RNA from Suricata suricatta (meerkat), 2035 nucleotides. RefSeq names its product dual specificity phosphatase 1 (gene DUSP1). Gene Ontology annotation, biological process: protein dephosphorylation; negative regulation of p38MAPK cascade; endoderm formation. Gene Ontology annotation, molecular function: protein tyrosine/threonine phosphatase activity; MAP kinase tyrosine/serine/threonine phosphatase activity. The record is from RefSeq and is a predicted model, not a curated record. NCBI's taxonomy places the organism in Eukaryota, Metazoa, Chordata, Mammalia, Carnivora, Herpestidae. The coding region runs from base 46 to 1368 and encodes 440 amino acids. The transcript is spliced from 4 exons. Gene Ontology annotation, cellular component: cytoplasm; nucleus.